AGAAAGAAGUGAGACAGAGAAGCACGAUGGAUGAAUUCAGAUGGAUUCAAAUGUUUUUAUGUCUGAUGAUUCAGAUUGCAGUAUCUGUAAAUGAAACAUCGAUUUUUAUGAAAGUUGGAGAUGACGUCACUCUACUUUGUCUAAAUGUGAUAGAUGAGCAGAAUAACUGUGAUGGGACUACGUGGAUCUUUACUUCAACAAACAAACCAAGAACAGUAGAGCUGAUCACACUUGGACAGAUUGGUGAAGAAGCCAAAACUCAAUCAGACAGACUGAGAGUUACAGCGAACUGUUCUCUGCUUAUAAAGAAGCUCACAGUCGAGGAUGUUGGUCUUUAUUACUGUCAACAAUACAAAGUCAAAGAAACACCAUCUAAACACACUCUGGUUCAUCAGUCUUUUGUUCAUGUCGCUGUUAUUACCUUGACUGAACAUAAGGACAUUGAUAAGGGGACGCUAAACUGCUCUGUGCUGACAUAUGGAGAGUGUCAUCAGACAGUGAUGUGGCAAAUUAAAGAUUCUUCUGUAUCUUUGAGGUCCAUUAUUGUCUCUGUGGGGUUAGCAGCAACUUUAAUAACUGCUGUGUCAGUCAACAUAUGGACAAGAACUAAAGGGAACACGACCAAGAUGGAUAAAACAAUACAUUAUGAUCAAGAUGAUGUUACAAUUAACUAUGAAAACAUCGGGGUUUCUGCUGCUUCAGUCAGAUUCAACUGAUCAACUUGGCUUUUAUAUUACCAGUAUCAUCUCAUCCAGUUUUAUAGAUUAAAUAGUAUAAAAUAGAGAAGUUUAUUCAAUGUAAGUCGUUCCCAUUAAGUUGAUUCAGCUCAUCUGCGUGUUUUGCUUUCAGUGGGUGAAAUGUGUCAUCAUUCACCCUUCUUUACUCUUCUUCAGUCACUCGGAUAUUUGACGAAACAUGUUCCCCUCAAACCGCUAUGAUCUGAUUGAGCAUGUAUCAAGACCAUAUACAUAGUUGUUUUGUGUUUCAAUAUUCUGAUUAUGGAUUUAUAUUAUGGAUAUUCAGGUCUUGAACUUGUAUGAGUUUUAUUACAUCCUGUUCAGACCUUCACUCACAUCUUUGAUUGAAUAGACUUAGAAGAAGAGGAGUCGAGGAUGUACAAACCGAGAAAUAGGUAGCCAAUAAACAAGUUUCACAAUUAACUCUCUUCUAUGUAUACCUAUUCUCUAGCUCCACUCUAAACCUAUCUACCCAUUUGACCUACUUGACCACAGUUUCUCUUUUACAUUUGUUAAUAAACCACAUAA
Messenger RNA from Pundamilia nyererei, 1265 nucleotides. RefSeq lists its product as uncharacterized. Gene Ontology annotation, biological process: positive regulation of ERK1 and ERK2 cascade; T cell activation; interleukin-15-mediated signaling pathway. The record is from RefSeq and is a predicted model, not a curated record. The transcript has 6 exons. Bases 27 to 716 code for a protein of 229 amino acids. Gene Ontology annotation, cellular component: external side of plasma membrane; membrane raft. Lineage: Eukaryota; Metazoa; Chordata; Actinopteri; Cichliformes; Cichlidae. Gene Ontology annotation, molecular function: MHC class II protein binding; protein tyrosine kinase binding.